GUGCCGGGUGGGAGUCCUGGGCAGAGCCACUCUAUAAGAGCGCCCUCCAGAGGCGGGGCUAGCCCCGGUAGACGGGUUGAUACUGUGGAAAGUUUUUUAUGCUCUUUCUGUGGCACGAACAUCCUGGUGUCUCGAGUGCGGCGGGAAGGGCAAUUGUUCAGGUGUUCCGGAAGGCUGAUCUCUUUCCUGGUCUUUGAAAGACGGGUUGGAGUCUUUCCUUCAAAGCAGAAGCGUCGUUAUUCGAAGGAGCGAGCAGUGUGUCCCAGAGGAGGGGCGGGCAGCAGUUUGGAUGUUGGUUGGGCCCUAGGACACUGUGUUUAGGGAGGAGCAGCCAGGGAGCCAGGCUUUAGCCUGGAAGCAAGACAGGACCAGUGGGAAAGGGAGAUCUCAGACUUGUACAAGAGAAUGAUUUUUUUGCUGAAUAGGGCUGAGGCCGGCGUUGUUUGCCUGGUAGGACACAGGAACCCUCAGCUACGGAAAACAGAGGGCCGGGAGGUGAUAGGAUUCCAGGGGAAGGCAGAUAAGGGCUGAAAGAAGAGCCUGGGAUAAGAUCCUAACCCAGCCAGGGGUAGAAUAGUUAGGAGAAGAGAAGUCCCACUGUGUUCAUCCUUCACGUGUGCCCCCGCUCCCUCAAGUACUCAUGACGGUGCCUUUCUUGGCACCAGCAAAGGUCUCGAUCCAAAAGGUGGAUUCUCAAAGUGUUUAGUGCUGAUGUCAGUCUGGGACCAUUGGUUUCCGGUAUCAACUUCUGCUCUCAGUGCGGUGAUUCAGACCCUCAUUGCAAACCUCCCAAGGUAGUAGCCAGGAGAACUUGGGUAACAUUUAGAACAUAAAUGGUGACUGAGCCCAAGGGUAGAUAAACCAGUUAGAUGUCCAGGAAGGAGUAGGGCCCAAAUGGGAUCCUAUACCAUACUCCUGGAAAAAUAACAAGUCUCUCUCCUCGUGCGUUAAGAGGACAGGCUCUAUGCCUUUUGGGCCCAGGAAGUCGUCCCUCAAUCCAUCUCCUCAUCUGUCCGCCCCCACCCCCCAUCAAGUCCCGGGUUGUAGACCCCCUACAUGGCUUCUUUUGACUACUUUGUCUUGAACUCUAGGGAAUUCCCCAUGUCCCUCAGGGUAAUUUGGCUGGGGAAAGUCACUUCCCAUCUGUUAAAUGGGAGCUAGGGACCUGACCCCAAGCAGAUAAGGUAUGGGGGUAAACUUUUGUCAAGGGCUUUUCCUUCAGGUCAUAGGGGAUGCCCAGGCACCGAAAGGCAACCUGGGAGUGGAGACUGAUCUCAGGAGCCCACCAAAAGUCCCUACGGGAAUCUUUUCUGCCCUUCCCUCCAAGAUUAACUGAAACCUGCUAAUUGUGGCAGCCCUUCACAUGUUCCCCUCCCCCACAGCCUCUUCCUCCUCACUCCUCCCCCUUCCAUCAGAAUGAUAAAGAAAGGGAUUGGCCUGCCUGUCCCAGCAUGGCCUCAGGCUGGGACCCCACCUCUACUUACAGGCAGUCUGCCCUGAGCCCCCUGUUAGGUCAGACCCCCACACAGGGCCGCUUUCCUUGCGUGAUGUCUUGCAACACCUCUCAUCAGAGGCCUCCAAAGGCAGAGUCUCCCCCCAAGAGGAGGAAGAAGAGAUACCUGCGACAUGACAAGCCCCCCUACACCUACUUGGCCAUGAUCGCUCUGGUAAUUCAGGCAGCACCUUUCCGCAGGCUGAAGCUGGCCCAGAUCAUCCGUCAGGUCCAGGCAAUGUUCCCCUUCUUCAGGGAUGACUACGAAGGCUGGAAGGACUCCAUCCGCCACAACCUUUCCUCUAACCGGUGCUUCCGGAAGGUGCCCAAGGACCCUGCAAAGCCCCAGGCCAAGGGCAACUUCUGGGCGGUGGAUGUGAGCCUGAUCCCAGCAGAGGCGCUGCGCCUUCAGAACACUGCCUUGUGCCGGCGAUGGCAGACCCGGGGCACACACAGAGCUUUCGUCAAGGACCUGAGCCCCUACGUGCUCCAUGGCCGGCCUUACCGGCCGCCCAGUCCCCCACCACCAUCUAGGGACGGUUUCAGCAUCCAGUCCCUGCUAGCGGAAACGGGGAAAGGAUCAACAUGGCCCCAGCAGCCUGCGCUAGCUGGACAGAGCAGUUCAGCUCAGGCAGGUACCAGAUCCAAAGGGGAAGAAGAGAUGUGUACUGCACCCCGUAACUCCACUGAGAAGCCUCUGUGGCCCCUCUGCUCCCUUCCUGGGCCCACAAGAAUAGAGGGGGAGACGUCCCAAGGGGAAGUCAUCAGGCCUUCUCUUUCCCCAGAGCAAGGCACCUGGCCAGUCCACUUACUUCAGGGUUCCCAAGAUCCCAUGGGAAUGUCCAGCAGGGGGUGCAGAGCUUCCCUGUGGGGACAGCUACCCACUUCUUACUUGCCCAUCUACACUCCCAAUGUAGUAGUGCCCUUGGCCACACUACCUCCCACCUCUUGUCCCCAGUGCCCAUCUUCAACCAGUCCAGCCUACUGGAGUGUAGGUACUGAGUCCCAAGGAUCCCCAGACCUGCUCUGUGAUCUAGAUUCCCUCUUCCAGGGAGUACCACCCAACAAGAGCAUCUAUGAUGUGUGGGCCAGCCACCCUUGGGACCUGGCUGCUCCUGCCCCCGGCUGGCUGCUCUCCUGGUACAACCUGUAAUAGUUCAAGGCAGGCAGGGGCUGCUUCUCCCUUCUACCCCUGGGUACCAUUUUGAUGGAGACCAGACCUGGGAGCAUGUCCACAGCAAUAGCUUUAAAACACCAGGCACGGCCUUGCUGAAAACCCACAACUUUAAUUGGCUACUCCAGAAAGGGUUUUGCCUCUGCUAGACCCGGCAGGUCUGGCCAAUCACUCUCCCACACACAGGGACGGGAUCUGGAGAAGCAGUCAGCCUAGAGUGGUGCAUCUUCUCUCUAUCCCACUCUGUCAUGCCAUCCAUCUAGCCAUCUAGCCAUCCCUCUGUCACCGCGCCUUCUUGGCUCCAGGCUGGGGGAGGGCGAGCCAAAAGUGGGUCUAUUCUGAAGUCUUCCCCCCACCCCUCAACUGCCUGGAUAGGAGGUAGCACCUUUUGGGAAAAGGGUUAGAAAAUGAAAUCUGGACCCCACAUGAUUUGGGGUGGUGGAAGUAGGGGAGAGAUUAACAGUAAAGGAAUUUACAAGGCUUUAA
This is a messenger RNA of Myodes glareolus (Bank vole), 3152 nucleotides long. It is a transcript of the gene Foxh1, whose product is annotated as forkhead box H1. Gene Ontology annotation, biological process: transforming growth factor beta receptor signaling pathway; positive regulation of transcription by RNA polymerase II. Lineage: Eukaryota; Metazoa; Chordata; Mammalia; Rodentia; Cricetidae. Gene Ontology annotation, cellular component: activin responsive factor complex. The record is from RefSeq and is a predicted model, not a curated record. Gene Ontology annotation, molecular function: transcription cis-regulatory region binding; DNA-binding transcription activator activity, RNA polymerase II-specific.